Molecule: messenger RNA, 582 nt
Organism: Caenorhabditis briggsae
Lineage: Eukaryota; Metazoa; Nematoda; Chromadorea; Rhabditida; Rhabditidae
Exons: 3
Coding region: 1-582 (193 amino acids)
Source: RefSeq, a predicted model, not a curated record
AUGAACAAUGCCGAUAGGAUCGUAGAGGCUCAACAAAGGUUGGCGGAACUAAGGCAACAAGAGGAUCGCGACAUAGCAGCAUUUAAUCCGGGGCGUCAACAACAACGAGAGGUCGAGAAUCUGGUGGUACGAAUGGAAUUGCAGCAACUUCUUGAAAUGAUUGAAGAUCUCGACUACGUGAUUUCUCUAGAAGAGAGAAGAAGAGAGCUGGAGAGAAGACAGGUCGAAGGUAAUAAUGGACAAAAUGUGGCAGGGCCGAGAAAUGAAGAUCUCAUGGAGAGACUGGAUUUUCUGAGAAAUGAGCUUGAUGCAAGACAAGAAGAAUUCCAUGCUAUAGGCGGUCCACUUCGAGGUAUACCUCCUCCUCCUCAUCCACACGAUUUUGGACUUUUGAGAGGAGAUGAAGAUCUGGAUGAGAUGUUUCAAAUCAUAAUGCGCAAUGCGGGAAUGCGACAAGAAGAACGUGAAGCCAGGGAACUAGUGAUGCAGCUUAGAAUCGAUGAACUUCGACGGCAGCUUGAUGAGGAGAAUCGAGAAAGAGAAGCCAAUGAGCAGCCACCACCGAAUCCGCCGCAGGAAUAA